Molecule: messenger RNA, 3294 nt
Organism: Pocillopora meandrina
Lineage: Eukaryota; Metazoa; Cnidaria; Anthozoa; Scleractinia; Pocilloporidae
Source: the annotation of a GenBank genome assembly
AUGGCGGAUGAAGUGUACGAAGGAGAUUCAGGGGAACUUCUGGCAUCAAAGCUCGGAACUAAAGAAUUGUAAGAUAUUACAAAGGAUGAACAUAAUGUCCAGUUACUCCACCUACAUAUGUUGUGCUUGAAACUUUUCUUGGUUCGAAAUUUUUUACCCAGUUGGAUAAUCAUAAUCUGAAACAAUUUAGGAACCUCGAAUUAGUAGCAUUGCAGCCUCGUGGAGACUCUUUUGAAAAUCGAAACUGUUUUAAAAUUUUUAUCAAACUCUAUCUAGGAGGACAAGUCUCCUAUGAAGUUUAACUGUUCCUGAUCCCUGGCGUUUGUAUCUUAUCUGCUCUCAGGAGUGUUACAUCAACUGACCAACACGCUCUUAAUCCUUCUUGAAUUGCGGUCGUUCCGCCCGACGAACAAACAGUGCAUAAAAUUACAAAGAUUAAGCUGUUGUUCCAUUCUUUUGAUUUCUUUUAGUAAUGUUUGUAGAUAUUUGUGGACCGUGUUAUCAAAACAACUGCUCAUUCAACCGCUGGGAUAUUGAACUUCUUCGGAACUUCUGCGAUCAAAAGUCAGUAUACAACUCAGCAAAAAUAUUAAAUCAUUCAUGUUGUGUUUUGUUACAAAAACUCAGAAAACAGUAGUUUUAUUUAAGAUACAUAUUAAAUAACUCUACACAACGCAUCGAUAAAACGACAAAUACAUCGGGCGAAAUGACUUCGAAGUUCGGGCGGAAAAUUCCCGGGCGGUUCGACUCUCGGGCGGAAUGACCGGAUACCUCCUUCUUAUACACAUGUAAUGUGGUGUUCUCUCUGUCUCUCAGCCAAUGUUUGAGUUAGAGAACACAUUAGUAAUACCGUCAUUUUUUCACUUAACUAGUUUAUUUGUCAUUUUUUAGCUGGGAUGAAGCCUACUCUGCAGAAUUGGAUAAUUUUCAUGACACUGGUGACGUUGGAGAAGUCUGGUAAAGUGUUUCCCAUUUAGAGUUGUGUUUUGGACUCUCAACAAUCUUAUCACAAUGAUGUUUACUCUAAUUUACCUUGAUUUUUACAUUUUUCUGCUUGAGACUUCAGAUAUUUUAAUAUUUUAAUGCUUGGAAAUAUUCUUGACCAUAAUAUGCUUAUACUUGUCACCCAGAUGGCACCAUUAUACCACAUUUAAAGAAAGUGAAGACCUCCUGUUAGUUAAUAUCCAUCAUUUUUGUUGUCAAUUUUAGGUUUGGAGAAAGCAGCAUGAACAGAAUAAUUAAAUGGAUCAAAAACUGUCCAAACAUAAGAAAGACAUCACUGUUUUUAGACUUAGGAUGUGGAAAUGGCAUUCUUCUGGUGAAUCUGGUAAGUUAGGUUUACCAAACACAUCUACACUUUCUUUCACUCACUAACUGCAAGUGCAUUGCAGCCUCUGGUAUGAAGGGCAACACCUUCAUGAUCACUGCCUCAUAGUGUAGGGGUGGUUUUGGUUUCCCCCAGUCAUGCCAGGUGGAGUGUUGUAGCCUUGAUAGGGCAAGUUGUACUAAUUAAGUCAAAGGUUAAAGGCUCAUACAAAAACUUAUCCUCUGGCUCUAGUAAAGGGGUCUGGCACAGGGAAACAACACUGUCCCUUUAAAUGAGGAGGUGUAUGCAGCUAGUCUCCCAGUUCAGUGUUUGAAAAUGGGAAAACUGAAAAGACUUAGAUGCAAAAAGGGUACAUGUACUUUGAAUUGAAAUGCAAAUGCAAUGCAAGGCUUAUACAUGGAGUCCUGUACCUGUAACUAUUUUUUUCAGGCUCGGCACGGCUACACAAGCUUGAUUGGUGUGGAUUAUUCAGAAGGAGCAAUCAACUUAGCCAAAUCAAUUGCAGUAGCAGAACAAGUCAAAAUUAAAUUUCUGGUUUGUUUUUUCAAAUUUGAUAAUAUGAACUCCCAAAACUGUAUAAUACAGAGGGUUUUUUGUAUUGUCCCUCAAAUUCAUCAGGGGUGAUCCUCUUGUGUACUUCUGUGCUGUACCCUUAUAUUUAUGUACAUUCAUGCUCCUUUGAUUUGGUCUAAGGAAGGUCUGGGGUUGAACAAAGCCCUCCUUUUGUUUGAUUAUUUAAUUUUGACCCACUCUCCCCAUCUUGUACAGGUUUUGUUUAUGAAGUUCUAGUAUUUGGGUGCAUAGAUUCAAUCAGCCAUACUGGGUUCAAUCCCUUUCUUGCAAGCAAGGACUUUCCAUAAGUCAUCUUGUACAUCAUGGAACUAUUACUGUUUGUCACUUCAGUGGUUAAUUCAUCAUCCAUCCCUUUCUUUCCAGAAAUUUUCAUCUCUAAACAAACACAAACAAUAAGAAAUGUAGUGUAAACUUAUUUUAGUCUCCUUGGUAGCCAUUCCUUGGGAUGUCUUGCAGGGCAGAAGCCAUCCCCCCUAAAACUAUCCUCCUUCCCCAUCCAUGAAAAAAAACCAGACUCACAAAAUAAUUUUUGUGAAUGACAGGUCUGUGACAUCUUAAACACAUCAGAGAGUAGUGCCUUGUGCGCUGGUGAGAAAUUGGAUGUGUGCCUGGACAAAGGAACUUAUGAUGCAAUCAGUCUCAAUCCAGAAGAUGCCAAGGGCUGCCGGGGAAAGUACAUUGACAAUGUUUUUAGUCUGCUGGCAGCUGGUGGACUCUUCAUCAUCUGCUCCUGUAACUGGACAAAGACUGAACUACUUGAGCAGUUUAAAGACAGUAAGUAUAAACAGAUCUUUUGGGUUCUUUUCGAUUUAGAGACAUAAGACCAAAACCAAACUUUAAACAACUGUCCUCUCAGGUAAUUUUUGGCUGCUUGACGACUCACCUUGUCAUUCUCUUUGUAUUUGCUUUUCAACAGAGUUUGAAUUUUUAGAAGACCUUCCCGCACCUUCCCUUUCAUUUGGUGGUCAGACAGGAAGCACAGUCACAACUCUGGUAUUUAAAGCAAGAAACACUUGACAAUAUGGGCAGUCACACUAAAAGUUGUUACCACUGGCACAUGGUACAUAGUGUAACGUGUACUUAAAAACAAAGCCAUUCCAAGGAACACGAGUUGUUGAUCCCUUCAGUUACUGAACUGAAGGAGGUCUGGUGACGAGUUCGGUCUACCUUGAUGAUUUCACAGAGAAAAGGAAUGAAGCCAACCUGGCUCGCCUGUAGUUACCAGUGCCUUCCAUAGGAAUGUGGGGUACAGUACUGGAAACUAGGAUUAUGUUGAAUUCAUGAGAAGGAGACCCAAUGAACUGAAAAACAUUGAAAAAAGACUCAGUGCAUCAAUUGUAUUAUCGUGAUUGUUGAAAAGAUAUGUUUGGUCAAUGGAAAGCUUUCGAACACAA